Candidozyma duobushaemuli is the source of this 1929-nucleotide messenger RNA. RefSeq names its product diphthine--ammonia ligase. Gene Ontology annotation, molecular function: diphthine-ammonia ligase activity. The coding region runs from base 1 to 1929 and encodes 642 amino acids. The record is from RefSeq and is a predicted model, not a curated record. NCBI's taxonomy places the organism in Eukaryota, Fungi, Ascomycota, Pichiomycetes, Serinales, Metschnikowiaceae. Gene Ontology annotation, biological process: protein histidyl modification to diphthamide. The transcript has a single exon.
AUGAAGUUUGUCGCUUUAAUAUCUGGAGGCAAAGACUCCUUCUAUAAUAUAUUGGAAUGUCACAGACAGGGUCAUGAGCUUGUGGCUUUGGCCAAUUUGCAUCCGCUCAAUGUGGAUGAGAAUGAGACAGACUCCUUUAUGUUCCAGACAGUAGGACAUGAUCGAAUUGAGCAUUAUGGUUUAUGUCUUCUGGUCCCAUUGUAUCGUCAACCACUCACGGGCGGCUCGACAAAUGUUCAAUUAGAGUAUACUCCCACUGCUGACGACGAAAUCGAAGAUCUUUAUACUCUUCUAUCUAGGGUCAAGGAGGAGAUGCCAGAUAUAGAGGGUGUCAGCUGUGGUGCCAUUCUCUCACACUAUCAGCGGACGAGGGUGGAGAAUGUCUGUGAUAGACUUGGUCUCACUUGUUUGGCCUACUUAUGGCAAAGGGAUCAGGCGGAAUUGAUGCUGGAGAUGUGCCUGCUGGGUCUCGAUGCUCGGUUGAUCAAAUGUGCUGCCAUUGGUCUCAAUGACAAGCACUUGGGAAGGCUGAUUUCCGAAAUGCUUCCAAUCCUCACCAAACUCAAUCAAAUGUACGACGUUAAUGUGUGUGGUGAGGGAGGUGAAUUUGAAACUUUCGUCUUUGAUUUUCCCCUUUUCGAAAGACGCCUCGAGAUAACUGACGAAAAAGUCGUUGCACAUUCUUCGGAUUGCUCUUAUCUUACCUUCCUGACGAAGCUGGUUCCGAAAGAGACUUGUGAAAUUACAGGUAAGUCCGCAGACCUCAUCAGAAAAAGAGAGCCUCUUGAAGAACAGUUUUUGUUAGUGCAAGAAAGCGUAACGAACAGUCUACCAAUUACCAUCCCUGAGGUCAAGGAUGUAUCUUUCCCAGUUGGGCCAACGGUCAUUACUACUCCCUUAAGACUAUAUGUUUCUAACAUUACCAGUACAGCCCUGGACGUGAAGGGUCAGACUCAAGACAUCAUGAACCAAUUAUCCAACAUUCUCAAAGCACACGAGGUUUCCAUCACGGACAUCCAACAUGUCACUGUUCUUGUUCGAGACAUGGGUGAUUUUGCAGCAAUCAACAAGGAAUACGCUUCAUUCUUCGCAGACACAUAUCUCCCACCAUCUCGUGUCUGCGUUCAAACCACACUUCCACAGCCUUACCACCUACAAAUUUCAUGCAUAGUUCUCGAUCCACCAGCCGGAACGAGACAAGGUAUUCACAUCAGAUCGAGAUCAUUCUGGGCCCCUCAAAAUAUCGGGCCUUAUUCCCAAGCUAUUGUGGACACCAAAGACACUUUCAAGACAGCUACACUUUCCGGUCAGAUCCCUUUGAUUCCAAGUACGAUGGAGCUAGAUAGUGAUGAUUCUGUGAGGUCUGCGACAUUAUCUCUUCAACACCUUUACAAGGUGAAAACGCUCGUUAACGUCAAACAAUUAGCAGCGGCUGUGUGUUUUGUCACCACUACUUCUCCUCAAAUUGCCUCGCAAGUGUGGAAGGAGUACGUGCAAGAAGUUGAACAUGGACAGGAUUUUGACGAUCGACUCAUCAUUGUUCAGGUUUCCGGAUUACCAAGAGGAGCGAACAUCGAGUGGGGCGGAUUGGCAUUUGAGCGUGUUGUUGGCAUGUAUGACGAUGCAGAAGAGAGUGAUGCGCCAAGAUUGCUUCCCUCGGCUGCUGAGCUCACGCAAGGCUUCAAAACUAAUAUCGUCAAUAUCAACGAGAACCUUAAUGUGGUGAAGUUGAUGACUAGUGAUAUUGGUCUUGUGAUCGAUUUCCUUCGCAGUCCAGCUAUUGGAAACUCACAUGUGACGGUCAUGACCAAACUUCUGAAUGUUCAUAAGCUAGUUGCCUUGGGACUUCCAGCUGAAUGGGUUCCGGUGCUCACGGUAUGGGACAGCGAUGGCACAGAGUUCGAUUUCGCUAUCACUUGGAUAGCCUAA